Messenger RNA from Pipistrellus nathusii (Nathusius's pipistrelle), 1236 nucleotides. The record is from the annotation of a GenBank genome assembly. Lineage: Eukaryota; Metazoa; Chordata; Mammalia; Chiroptera; Vespertilionidae.
AUGACUCAGGAGUCAGUGGUGUUCAGUGAUGUGUCCAUAGACUUCUCUCAGGAAGAAUGGGAAUGCCUGAAUGAUGAUCAGAGAGAUUUAUACAGAGAUGUGAUGUUGGAGAAUUACAACAACCUGAUUUCAGUGGAUGUGAUCUCCUUCUUGGAGCAGGGGAAGGAACCCUGGUUGGUUGACAGAGAAGUAACAGGAAGCCAAUAUCCAGUCCUGGGAUCAAGAUGUGAAACCAAGAAAUUAUUUCUGAAGAAGGAAAUUAAUGAAAUACAGCCAGCCCAGUGGGAGAUAAUGGGAAGAUUUACAAGACAUGACCUUCAGUGCUCUAGUUUCAGAGAUAAUUGGGAAUGUAAUGACCAGUUUGAGAAACAACAUGGCUCUCAGGAGGGAAAUUUUAGUCAACCAAUAUACACCCAUGAAAGCAUGUCCACUUUUAAUCAGCAUCCAUCCUUUAUAUUACAGCAAAUCAUUCAUAAUAAAGAGAGAUACUGUGCCACUAAAGAAUAUAGGAAAACCUUUAGACAUGACUCACAGCUUACUACAGAUCAGGUUAUUCAUACCAUUGAGAAACCCUAUGAAUGUAAGGAAUGUGGAAAGGCCUUCAGACAUCCCUCAAGACUCCGCCAUCAUCAGAAAAUUUACACUAGCAAGAAAUCCUUUGAAUGUCAAGAAUGUGGAAAAACCUUUAUUUAUGGCUCAGACCUUACUCGACAUCAAAGAAUUCACACUGGUGAGAAACCCUAUGCAUGUAAAGAAUGUGGAAAGGCCUUUAGUAGUGGCUCAAACUUCACCAGACAUCAGAGAAUUCACACUGGUGAAAAGCCCUAUGAAUGUAAAGAAUGUGGAAAGGCCUUUAGUAGUGGCUCAAACUUUACUCAACAUCAGAGAAUUCACACAGGGGAGAAGCCCUAUGAAUGUAAGGAAUGUGGCAAUGCCUUUAGUCAGAGUUCACAACUUAUUAAACAUCAGAGAAUCCAUACAGGUGAGAAACCCUAUGAAUGUAAAGAAUGUGAAAAGGCUUUUCGUUCUGGUUCAGACCUUACUCGACACCAGAGAAUUCAUACUGGUGAGAAACCCUAUGAAUGUAAGAUAUGUGGGAAAGCCUAUUCUCAGAGUUCACAACUUAUUAGUCAUCAGAGAAUUCAUACUGGUGAGAAACCCUAUGAAUAUAGGGAAUGUGGAAAGACCUUUAAUUAUGGCUCACAACUUACUCAACAUCAAAAUUUGUACUGGUGA